AUGGUUCAGGCGAUAAAUGCUCAAUUGUCUGUACCAGAGAAUUUGACAAAAAUUUUUAAAGCUGUCGAAACACUCGAGGAUUUUCAGUUGCUAGCUGGAGUCCAAAUAACAGACACGUCUGAAAACUUUGACGCGGGGCUUUCAUACCUUCCUCGCAAUGACGCAGAAAGCUCUUUAGUGCAUCCACUUCCUACAAUGGAAAGUUAUUUUCCAUCCAGACAUGUAGUAGCUUCAAGCGUCCAGACCCAGGAAGCUCAACGAGUUGUCACAAUAGUGUCGUCGAAGUACUUGCAAAUGGGCAGGACGGAGCCAAUCAACAGUUUUAGGCAAGGCGCAGAUACCUGCUUGCCUAAAGAGAUCUGUGUACCAGUACCUGAAGAGAAUUACAGCCCUCAAGUUUUGUUUUUUCCAAGGUGCUUCAAAGUCACGCAGUGCGUUGGGUCGUGUUGCGAUGAUGCAGAAAACUGUCGAGCAACCUCAGUAGAAUACGUUCAAAAGCAGGUCCUUGAAUUAUUAUACUUGGGAAAGAGUAGGUUUGUAGUAAACCGGACCAUCACUGUAGCCAUUGCAGUCCACACAGCUUGCGGUUGCCAAACAGAAAAAAGUACUAAUUAUGGAACAACGGACCCUAUUUUAUCAAACUGCACACGCAUAUGUAAGAGUCAGGAUGACGAAAACAAAAGUUCAGACGUUUGCAGCCUUGAACGAGUCUGUGUGCCGAUUUCCUUGAGUAGCUUUGACCCACAAAUUUUGCUGUUUCCAAGAUGUUAUGAAGUCUUUCGAUGUGUAGGAACCUGUUGCGUUGCAGCGAGGUCUUGUCAAGCAACAGCAGUGGAAUUUUUUCCCUUAACGGUAACUGAGCUGAAAUACGAAGGGAAUAAUAAAUUCAAGAUUAAUCGAACCGUCCAUAUAACAAUGGAAAAUCAUGAGGGGUGCAGAUGUCUGGACGAGUGCCCAAACCAGAUGACUUGUAGAAAAACCAACUUUGUUGCUCCGAGCACUGUGUGCAUUUGUGCAAAUCACGGCAACAGGACUGAUUUUAAAAAUGGUUGGGAAUGA
Enterobius vermicularis (human pinworm) is the source of this 1059-nucleotide messenger RNA. Lineage: Eukaryota; Metazoa; Nematoda; Chromadorea; Rhabditida; Oxyuridae. The record is from the annotation of a GenBank genome assembly.